UCCCAAUGACGUGCCUGACGUAGAAAGCAAAACCCGGGUCUUUUCUUCACUCGCGGUUUCAUUCUGUGCAGAGUCAAACUGAUCAGCUGUGUCAGUCAACGUGAGGCGCUUUUGUCGGGUUGAAUAGAGCGUGUUUUCGCUCUGCUGAGUUCGUCAAAUACCUGCCGGGUCUUCUCAACAACAUGGCCAGUCGAAAGCGACCGUUAGAUGCGGUAGUUUCAGGGGGUGAUGACAGAACCAACACGCCGGAGAAGAGGGUGUCCGUGUUCCAGCCGCUGGACUCGGACUACAUGCACUGGGGAGUUGAAGAAACGUGUCAGUACCUGCGAAGAGAAACACUGGAGAAAUGGGAGGAUAUAUUUAGAGCGGAAAAAAUCACCGGCAUCGGGCUGCGGUACCUCCAGGAUGCACAUCUAAAGGAGAUCGGCGUAGAAUGCCUCGGUGACCGUCUGGAGAUCAUGCACAAGCUGAGGAAGUUGCGGCAACUAGAGGCAGAGCGAAGUAAGGUCUUCAAUGAUCCUAUUCAUGGCCAUGUGGAGUUACACCCACUUCUCAUCAAAAUCAUAGACACACCACAGUUCCAGAGACUCCGAAAUAUCAAGCAGCUGGGAGGGACCUACUUUGUUUUCCCUGGAGCGUCUCACAACCGGUUUGAACACUGCAUUGGGGUGGGUUACUUGGCCGGGCGUCUUGUUCAGGCUCUGAAUGAGAGACAGCCAGAACUCCUCAUCUCUGGCAGAGACAUCCUUUGUGUGCAGAUCGCUGGUCUUUGCCAUGACCUUGGACAUGGUCCAUUUUCCCAUAUGUUUGAUGGGAUGUUCAUCCCAAAAGCACGUCCAGACAUUACAUGGAAGCAUGAGGUCGCCUCCCUUGCUAUGUUUGACUAUCUGGUGGAGGAUAACAACCUGAAGCCAAUUAUGGAGCAGCAUGGCCUGGUGCUGCCGCAGGACCUGGACUUCAUUAAAGAACAGAUUGCUGGACCUCUGAACACUACUGCUAAAAGUCAGACGUGGCAGUACAAAGGUCGAACAGAGGACAAGUCCUUCCUCUAUGAAAUUGUAGCCAACAAAAGAAAUGGCAUCGACGUGGACAAGUGGGACUACUUUGCCAGGGAUUGUUCCCAACUCGGCAUCCAAAACAACUUUGACUAUCGUCGCUUCCUCAAGUUCGCCAGGGUUUGUGAAGUGGACGGGCAAAAAAACAUCUGCACUAGAGACAAGGAGGUGGGCAACUUAUAUGACAUGUUCCAUACCAGGAACUGUCUCCACAGAAGAGCUUACCAGCACAAAGUUGGUAACAUCAUAGAAACCAUGAUCACAGAGGCCUUUUUAAAAGCAGAUGAACACAUCCAGAUUGAAGGUUCAGAAGGGAGGAUGUGCACUCUGUCCACAGCCAUCGAUGACAUGGCCGCCUACACCAAGCUGACAGAUAAUGUGUUUGAACAAAUCCUCAACUCAUCCUCUCCGGAACUGGCUGAAGCAAGGCAGAUUCUACACAACAUUGUCUGUCGACGUCUCUAUAAGUGUCUGGGCCAAACUCAGCCGGAUAAACCCAUUGAUGUCACCCAGGAACUAAUUCUUAGCUGGGAAGCUGAUUUGGCUAAGUCCAUCCCUCAAAGUGGUUCUCAAGAAGAAGUCGACCUGCAGCCAGAGGACUUUGUAGUUAGCGUUAUUACUAUGGACUAUGGGAUGAAGGACAAGGACCCCAUCAAUAACGUGCGCUUCUAUUGCAAGAAGGACCCCAACAAAGCCAUCCAGAUUCGCAAAAACCAGGUGUCCAAACUUCUUCCAGAGCAGUUUGCAGAACAGUUGAUCAGAGUUUACUCUAAGAAGACUGAUGAAAAGAGUCUGGAGGCUGCAAAGAAGCAUUUUGUCCAGUGGUGCAUGGACAAGAACUUCUCAAAGCCUCAGGAUGGAGAUAUAAUUGCACCGGAGCUCACUCCUCUGAAAGCCAGUUGGUCAAACACCAACGAUGGUGAAGGCGGCAGCUCCAGGCCAGUAAACUGUCCCACGGUCAAUGGACAAGAGAAAGUCAGACAUCAGCUCUUUAAGUAAAAAGACAAAGGAGCCUUGUUACACAGCAGCAGCAGAGACGGUGUUGAGGGAAAAUAUUUUUAUACCGUUUUUACACCAAAAAGAAAUUAUUUGAGGGUUUACAAAGAGGAGAUAUUAUUGUAUAUUCAGGGCCUGUCCUCAGGGUUUGUUUGUUUGUUUGUUUUUAUUUAAAGAUAGAGCCCCGUUUGUUGUGAUACACAUCUUCACUCUAAGUGAAAUAUUUUAAAAUAUUAUUGUAAAAUAAGCUUUACUGCUUUCUGUGUUAUUUUAUUUUAAGUUAAAUCAUAGCUUUUUACAUGAUCUAUUACUGCUGUCAUGUUUAUCAAUGCAACAAAGAAGUUAUGAUUAUUCGGUCAGUUCAUCUCUUAAAAUAAGUAUUAUGACAAUUGCAUUUGCAAGAAAAGUUACUCGGUGAACAAACAAACACAGCUCAGGUAUUGUCUUCUGACCUGAAAAUUCUUUGUAAAUUUGAUUUGAUUUUAUUUUUGAUCAAAAGAUCUUUUUGGUAUUUGAGGUAUAUUUUAUUUAUUCUUUAGACUAAAAUAACCAAACAGGCUUGUUCCUUUGUCAUCCUUACCUCAAGGUGCUUAAGGAAUAUUUUGUUUUUCAUUGAUAAUAUUUUCCUCUUAUAAACGGUAACAGUCAUCAAACCUGCCUCGUUGCCACUGCUCACUGCUGGGUUUAGUUUUUUCUAGUUGUGUUUAAAAACAUAUAUAUUUUUUGAAAGAAUAUUUAAAGUAUCUUUGAGAUUGGUGAAAACACACUUUGUACCGCAGAUAUUUUGACAUAUAAACUCUUCUCCCCAAAUGUGUUUGUGUUGUAAUUAAAGCUGUCAACAGUAGGGGGCGUCAUACACCAGGCUGACUGGAACAAUUUUAACCUCUUCACACAGCAGGUUGUUUGAUCAUAUAAAAGCAGUGUAUUUCAACUUUUAUUCAAUUAUAGGACACGAUCCUCUGUUAUCAGUGUUCAUCUCAAUAAUAGUUAAUUUAUCCAAAAGUCAAAGUGUAUUACUCUUAUCCCAAUAACCGAAAUCUUUUAUUCUCUUAAUCAAAACAGUAAUAAAAUAUGUAGUAGUAGUAGUAGUAGUAGUAGUAGUAGUAGUAGUAGUAGUCAGUUAUGUGUGCAGGGAAUUAUGGGAGUUGUUUUCAAGACUUAUUCUGAUGAACAUCCAUCAGACAUGACUCAAUCUACAGAUAAGGUAAUAUUUUUCAUCUUUUAUAAACAUUAAGUAAUGAAGUGACUGGUAAAUACUGCUGAAUUUAUAUAAAUGCCCAUUACACUGAAUAAAACAGUGGAUUUCUCUGAAUUUGGACAAAGUUUGACACUAUAUAGUGGUAAUACACAGUUCAACAAAAGUAGCAUAGUCCAGAUCAGUUUUAGACAAACUGAAAUAGUACAUGUUAACUCUGUCAUGUAAUUAUUAUCAAACUAAGUGGAAUCAUCACUCCCAAACAAAUGACAUGUCCAAUGUGAUCAUUUUGUGUGAGAUGCAUAUAUUGCAGUCAACUGUUUUCUUCAAGACAACUUUAAUGAUAAUAAAUAUAUUUUUGGCAUUGUGUCUAAAAUCCUCUCUCCAUAAAGAUAACAAGCUAACUGCAUUUUAUUUAGGAAAAGUUAACCUAAAGUAUAACUAGUGGAUGUUACACAUAGAUGGUACAAAUUAUCUGAUAAUGUAGAAAAACAUAUUAGGCAAUCCACGUAGUAAAUUUGGUUUUGUACUUUGGAGUAAUUAAUGCACACAUAGUUUUAACUGAACCUUCAGUAACACUGUGCAUGAGAGGUUUAAAAAAAGAAUCUUUAAUUUGUUCCUUUUUUUGAUGCAAUUUUGAAACAUUGAACCAGUGUUCAUUUCACUUAUCACUCAAUUUAUUUUUAUUCAUUGAGUAAAUUGAGUUAAAGUGAAUAGAAAUCAAGGUCAUUUUUCUAAUAGUACACUCCAGUCAAUAACUUUUCAAAAUAAAAUCCAACCAUUUUCUGCUCAUUUAUUUUAUUCACCUCUGAGUGAUAAAACCAUAGGAUGAGCCCUCGUUAUUUAACCAGGAAGGUUGAGUUACAGGAUGUAUGCAAACACAGCCCUGAUGUUCUGUGGACACACACACACACACUCUUCCACAUCCUGUGGCACUCAUUCCCUGUGGCAGGCGAGGAAUAUCCACCACACACACUCACACUGUGCACCAGCAGGACCAAGGCCAACUGCCUGCUAGUAUUUUUAUAAUCUUCAUCCUCCCUGACCUGUUGCUCCCCUCCUGGCGCCAGUGGUCUCAGCCCUCCCCCUGCGAUGCCUCAACCUUACACACACACACACACACACAUACACACACACAUGCUCCUGUACACUCAGCAGCCCCUCCAC
Molecule: messenger RNA, 4413 nt
Organism: Sphaeramia orbicularis (orbiculate cardinalfish)
Lineage: Eukaryota; Metazoa; Chordata; Actinopteri; Kurtiformes; Apogonidae
Product: SAM domain and HD domain 1
Exons: 16
Coding region: 183-2054 (623 amino acids)
Biological process (GO): defense response to virus; regulation of innate immune response; dGTP catabolic process
Cellular component (GO): nucleus
Molecular function (GO): dGTPase activity; protein binding
Source: RefSeq, a predicted model, not a curated record